AGCAAUUCCAGUAGCCAUGAGUAUUUGCUGAGCCUCUCCCGCGAGGCUAUAGAUCUUCGACUUCUUGGUCUCGUUGCUGAAGAAGUUACAGCGGCCUGUCUGACAUUCUGCCAGCAUGCCGAAUCCGGCAGUUUUCGCGAGCGCAUACAAUCGACCACAAGCUCGAGAAGGACCGCACCAGCCUUACAAGAAUGAAGCAGGCUCGAAUCCUGUCCUGCGCGGUGUCACGUUGGCUAUCAUCUCCUCGAUCAUCGCCUCGUCCAACUACAUUCAGAAUAUCUUCUGGAAAUUGAAUGGCUUCGACAAGCUCAAAGAGGUCAAGAUACUCAAGGAAUAUGAGCCUCGCCAUGAUCCGACCGUCGUGUCCAUACCGUCGUCUUCUGAAGAAUCACCCUCGCUAACGAAUCUGCCGUUACCGCCUCCACGAGCCUCUGCCAGCAAUUACUACACAUGCGCAGACUAUCAUGAGUUGUACAGUUCCGGCAACCUCACGCCAUCUGAUGUCGUGGAACAACUGCUACCUCUGAUUCGACGAGACGUCAAGCCCAUCGGACCAUAUUCCGUCGCUUUCAUCGACACCAAGGUCGAGCUCGUCCGAGCAGCUGCCAAAGCCUCCACCCGGCGAUAUCGAGACGGCAAACCUCUGAGCGUCUUAGACGGUGUUCCGGUGGCUGUGAAAGAUGAGGUUGAUCUGAGCGGAUACAAGAAGACAUUGGGCAGCAAGCUUGACUUUACCGACUCGAAAGACCGCACGGCCUGGUGCGUACAGAAAUGGCAAGAAGCGGGAGCAGUAAUUAUUGGUAAGACGAAUAUGCAUGAGGUUGGUCUAGAUACCACCAACAAUAAUCAGACCUGGGGCACCCCUUUGAACCCUCACAACAAUGGUUACUAUACGGGCGGUAGCUCCGGCGGUUCUGCAUUUGUAGUGGCCUCUGGUAUUGCUCCCAUUUGCCUCGGUGUAGAUGGCGGUGGCUCGAUUCGACUUCCCUCGUCCUUCUGUGGCAUCUACGGCCUCAAACCCUCUCACGGUCGCGUCUCCUCCCGGGUUGAUCAUGAAUUCAAUGACAGCGUCGUAGUCAAUGGCCCAAUGGCCAGCAGCAUUGACGACCUUGCCCUCGGCUACCGAAUCAUGGCCCAACCAGAUCCUGUCUCCAAUCGAAGUUCUGGAUUCGCGAACCCGCUGUUGCAAUCUUCACAAGCUGUUGGACUUCCGGGCAAGAAAUACAUUGCCAUCGAUCGGGACUGGGUCAAUCGAUCAGAUCAAGUCGUGCUUGACAUGUUCAACGCUGCCAUUGAUCACUAUGUCAAGACCCAAGGUUACGAAGUCGUUGACAUCAAGAUUCCCUUACUCCCCGAAGGCCAGAAGGCUCACGCAUUGACCAUUCUGUCGGAAUCCCGCAGUCAUUUCUCGCCUCAGCAGAUCAAAAAGCUCUCAUGGCACAAUCAACUCCUUCUCAAUGUUGCCGGGAGCCAUGCUACUGCGCAGGAUUUUCUCUUCUCACAGAGGCUGCGCAACCUGCAGAUGUGCCACCUGGCGUGGUUGUGGGAGAAGUAUCCUGGUCUACUAGUAUUGACGCCCACCACGCCCUGUGCAGGCUGGAAAAUCGGCAAGCCCAGUGACAUCACGAAUGGCUACGGUGUCAGCGACGGCGACAUGAGCUUGAGAAGUAUGGAGUAUGUCUACCUAGCCAACUUUUUAGGCACUCCAGCUAUUUCUUGCCCGAUGGGCUAUACCGACGCCGAUGUCCCUGUCGGCCUGAUGGUAGUGCUCACCGCUCUGGCUUUUGAUACCCUUCUAGGCUAACUCUUCCUCAGGCUAUGGGUGAGUGGGGCAGUGAAGAGCAAUUGCUUGCGUUCGGUAAGGAAGGUCUAGGUUUGCUUGCUAAAGAAGGGGGUGUCCGGCGCCCGCGAGGUGAUAAGAUGUGGAUGGAUGUGCUGGCUGUGAGCAAAGCUGGGCAAUAGAGCAUUGUUUGGUAUUCAUCAAUUACGAACAAGGUCAUCUAGACAAAAUCCCGAGAAAUUUGUCGAG
Molecule: messenger RNA, 2029 nt
Organism: Exophiala xenobiotica
Lineage: Eukaryota; Fungi; Ascomycota; Eurotiomycetes; Chaetothyriales; Herpotrichiellaceae
Exons: 2
Coding region: 116-1804 (562 amino acids)
Molecular function (GO): catalytic activity
Source: RefSeq, a predicted model, not a curated record